Paramormyrops kingsleyae is the source of this 2313-nucleotide messenger RNA. RefSeq names its product HAUS augmin-like complex, subunit 5 (gene haus5). Gene Ontology annotation, biological process: spindle assembly; centrosome cycle. The record is from RefSeq and is a predicted model, not a curated record. Gene Ontology annotation, cellular component: HAUS complex; centrosome. NCBI's taxonomy places the organism in Eukaryota, Metazoa, Chordata, Actinopteri, Osteoglossiformes, Mormyridae.
CAGAAGCAAGGCGUGCACCGGAAAUGACGCUGAACUAGCUUACGCGACAUGGCGGGAAGUUGGAACUGCUUCCAAAAUAAGCCCACUUCAGUUUGGACGGAAUAACCAAUAUAAGAAGAUGGACACAGAGUGCUUGCCGUCAGCGGUUAUCGCCCGUGUUUUCUGAUGCCUUUCCAGCAUGGCUGACCGGAGUCUUCCUCGGGAAAUUAAGCGGUGGGCUACAGAGGAGUUUAAUCUGCCAUCGAAAUACCUCCUUCCUGACAAUUUAAAAACGCUGUGCCUUGGACGGGGUUCCUCUAUUUGGGAAUAUGUCAUUCAACAUGUUUACAACCAGAGAAAUGUCAGAAUUAUGCGUGGGAAUCUGCAAUGGUACAAAUCACUGCAGGAUAAUGAGGUGCAGCGAGUGGAGGGACUGAGCGAGGUGGCCAAGAAAGAGAGGCUGAAGAAGGAUAUUGAGGAGCUGAGAGCAGAGCUUAAUCAGCUGGAUGCCCAGAUUAGCAUAGAUGAGGCUCAGCUUGAGGCUGAGGAGAGGUGCAUUGGCCGCAGCUGGGACAGUGACAGGGACAGCCGCCAGAGGGAUAUUCUGCUGCAGGCGGCCAGGCAGCGCUGUUCUGACGAGCGCCGCUCGGUGGACCAGGACUGCCGCAGACUCAAUGGCCACUGCCAGACCCUGAGCCGGCUCUCCAGGAAGGCAGAAGUGGAGUUGGUGUUCGGGGGCGAUGACAGUAGCAGUGACAGCCUGAGCUCUUUGGGGCCAGAGCCUCAGGUUCUUCGUGCGGUGAGGAAGCUGGUUGAGGAGAGGGUGAGCUUCUUCUGCUCUCUGCUGGAGAGUGAGCUCAAGAGGGUGCCUUCUUCAGCUGUACACAUGUCCCGUGAGCAGAGGGGGGUGGUUUUCCAGCACUGGCUGAGCGCUGUGGAGGACCUGCUGCAGUCUCAUCCUCCUAGCCAUUUGCUGUCUGCCUUGCAACACCUGGCCUCCCACCAGCAGGUGGCCCUGCAGGAGAAGCAGGCUACUUUAGAUGUCGGACAGGAGGUGGCUGCACUCGGGUAUCACUACAAGAGCUCUAGCCUGCAGGGGAUCUCAGGGCAGGAUGAAGAAUUGCCAUCAGUGAGGUCUCUGUUGCAGUCGGGCUGGCAGGAUGUGGAGCAAAUCUUCGUACAGCAGGCGCUGACCCAGGUCCGGUUUCGGCAGCUGAAGACCCAGCUAGAUGCCCGCAAGAAGGAGGCGGCGCUGGACCUGCUGGGCGGUGAAGGCCAGACUGAGGCGCUGGCAGAGGCGGCAUUUGAGGUGGAGCUGCAGUGCGUGAUGAAGGCUGCAUUACGGGACAGCGUGCUAAGCCAGUGCGAGCAGCUGGAGGAGCAGGUCCGGCGCAGGCAGGACGCCGUCCACGGUCUGCGCAGUCGGUGGCAAAGCAUCAUGGACUUCAGGCAACUUGUGGACAACAAGCAGGAGCAAAUUAGGGGACUGAUCAAGGGGAACUCUGCAGCCAAGACCGCAGUGUCUCGUGUCCACGCUGAGGUUGGGCACUUUGCGCAGCGUAAAGUGGCUCCCUUGUGCCAAAGCGUGCUGGAUGCGGCGGGGAACCUGCGGAACACGGUGUCCCAGGGGGUCCGGCAGAUGGCAGGAGUGUCACUGGCAGCUCUCGAUGCCAGGACGCUCGACGGUGUGCAACGUGUCCCAGCUGAGUGGCUCUCAAUUCACCGCCUCCAUUCCGGAACCUUCCAUAGCCUUUGCCAGAACCUGGCUUUCCCGAUGUACAAAGCUCCGGAGCAGCUCUGUGCCCAGGCUGUUUCCCAGCAGCUGCGGCUGCGAUUCCUGCAUCGGCUGCUCCAGCUGUACUCGGCCUCACAGACUGACCUGCAAAACCAGAGGGCUCAGCAGCGUGCCCCCGACCUUACGGCCCUCUUGCUGCAGGUGCGGGAGCUGGAUGAAGAGCUGCUCCAGUCUGUCUUGCCUCAGGUCCAACAGUUGAGCCAGAGGACCUCCCAGGCGUUGCUGUUUGCAGCUGAAGUGAAAACUGCCAUUGGCCACUGGUGGGAGCAGCCAGCGCAGUUUGCCCUGCCGGAGAUGACGACAGGGGGUCUGACUCUGCAGCAGUGGCUCCAGCGAUGGAGGCUUGCGGCCAAAGCCCUUGAAUAAGUCCCCGUCCAUGGCCGGCUAGACGUGGACAGGCCAAAAUUUGCUUCAGCUCCUGCAGACAUCAUAGCAGAAUGCUAUUGGAGUGUUGAGUUCAUAAUGCUUCUUGGUGUUAGCUGUGUGCAAAAUGUUUAUUUCCCAUUUCCUCACUUUUGAAUAAAAUUAAUCAAAUGAAA